GAAAUGUUGACGCACACGGUCGUCUCACUGUGCCACCGAUUCGUCUUGCACCUAACGACGCGGACUCUGAUUACACAAUAGCUCGCAGUCCAACAAAAGGUCCCCCUUGUGGCAUGCUUGAUAGAUCAGCGGGACCUGUAACGACUUAUAAUUCUGGCGCAAAUGUUCCGUUUACAUGGCAAAUUACUGCAGCACAUUUAGGCACAUGUUAUCUUGAAUUUUCGCCUGGAAACGAUGCCAACUGGCAAGUUCUUGAUACGAAUCCUCAUUGUGCUGAUACAAAUGGUAUCUUCAGUGGCAACGCACAAUUACCAGCUGGUACCACUUGUGACGCAUGCACUUUAAGAUGGCGCUGGGAAGCUCAUAACACUGGAGAGGAAUAUAUUAACUGUGCGAAUAUUCAAAUUGGUGGAAGUUCCGCACAAAACCAACCAAACCCAUCUAACACUACAUCUGCAACAUCCCCUUCGACCACUCCAACUUCGACUAUUUCUACUUCGACCAAUCCUACUUCGACCAUGUCUGCUUCAUUCAAAGCAAACUCAUCUAUCACUACAUCUGCAACAUCUACUACGACCAAAGCAGCUCAAUCGUCUGUUAGUGGAGACAUGACAACUGAACCAACUCAACCACCUGCUAUGACAACUCAACCAACUCAAUCAGCUUCAUCUGCUAUGACAACUGAACCAACAUCUUCCAUGACAACCGAACCAACAUCUUCCAUGACAGCUAAAUCAUCUGCUGCUAACUCAGGUGAACCAACUUCAACCAAAUCAGCUCCGACUGCUGGAAUUUCAUCGCUGCCUCCAGCCAUGACCUCUGGCAUUCCACAGAAACCUCACGGAAAACCCAACUGUGUUCAACAUAAAGGUGCUACUUACUGCAGAAAAAACCAUGGUUGCAGUCGUAAAAAUCCUCAAGCUUGCAUGAAGAAAGACGGUGUUACCUUUUGCAUGAAAGGUUGUGACAAAGGUUCUAAACAUUAA
Ambispora leptoticha is the source of this 986-nucleotide messenger RNA. The record is from the annotation of a GenBank genome assembly. Lineage: Eukaryota; Fungi; Glomeromycota; Glomeromycetes; Archaeosporales; Ambisporaceae.